AUGCAUUUGGAUAAGUACCUCCUGGUUUUGUCCGCUGUCAUCAUUUGUGUGUCUUCUUCACGCUUCCUUGACCAAGAAUGGAAUGCCUGGAAAGGCACAUAUGGAAAGAAUUAUCCAACUUUAUAUGAUGAAACAUUUCGGAGGCAGGCCUGGGAGGCAACAUGGCAUAAGGUGCAGAACCACAAUCAAAAGUAUGAUCAAGGCCUGGUAAAAUACAGCAUGGAGAUGAAUCAUUUUGCAGAUAUGACAACAGAGGAGCGGAGCACCCGAAGCUGUAUUUCUAAUAAAAAAAUAAGCAGCUUGAAGUCAGAUAUUCCUUUGAAGACUUAUUCAGAAAACGGAGAUCUGCCAUCAACGGUUGACUGGAGAGACUCAAAAUGUGUUACCCGAGUAAAAAAUCAAGGAUUAUGUGGAUCCUGCUGGGCAUUUGCUACGGUGGGUAUGCUUGAGACCCAAAACUGUCUGAAAUCAGGAGAGCUUGUUGAACUAAGUGAGCAGCAGUUUGUGGACUGUGACUCAUCAAAUGAAGGUUGCUGUGGAGGAAUUCCAGCCAAGGCCUUGGACUAUAUUACACAUCAUGGUCUCAUGAGGGCUAAAGACUAUGAAUAUCGUGAAAAGCAAUCCGCCUGCAUGUUAAAAGAUGACAAUGCAAUCCAAUUUAACGUGAGCAAAUUCUAUACUCUGCUUGAAGAAAAAAACAUGGCUUCAUCUUUGGCACUAGAUGGCCCUAUCUCAGUUGGAAUUGAUGCAAGUGAAGAUUUUAUGCUAUACAAAACCGGUAUUUUUACUGGAAGCUGUACUGAAACUCCAUCUCAUGCAGUCAUUAUAGUAGGAUAUGGCACAGAAUAUGAUGAAAAGUCGGGUGAGGACUUAGACUACUGGAUAAUAAAAAACAGCUGGGCAGAAGUUUGGGGAGAAAAAGGUUAUGGAAAGAUACAGCGCAAUGUUAACAUGUGUGGUAUCGUAUCGACUCAAUGGCGACCUCAGUGGACUUUGUCU
Molecule: messenger RNA, 999 nt
Organism: Staurois parvus
Lineage: Eukaryota; Metazoa; Chordata; Amphibia; Anura; Ranidae
Source: the annotation of a GenBank genome assembly